This is a messenger RNA of Plasmodium coatneyi, 975 nucleotides long. RefSeq lists its product as uncharacterized. The transcript has a single exon. The record is from RefSeq and is a predicted model, not a curated record. NCBI's taxonomy places the organism in Eukaryota, Apicomplexa, Aconoidasida, Haemosporida, Plasmodiidae. The coding region runs from base 1 to 975 and encodes 324 amino acids.
AUGUUAAGACAAGUGCAAUUGCUCAUCCUGUUGAUGGUUGCCUCGAAGGAAGCCACCGUACUGGUAAACUCAAGGAGGAUAAGCCACCUGCAUUCCAAACUGAACGAAAAUAUUCUCUACUUCAACAAGUGUCCUUCGUCCAAUGUGUGGCACCACAAAAGAUAUAACCCACACCAUGCCUACAUAAAGCAACCGCUCUUUCACAUACAUCAGAGAAAAAUUAAUUACCUGAAAAAUGGCAAUAGCAUAUAUUCCAAAUAUUACAAUAACGAGCCUGUUUACAACACAUACAAUCCAAUUUUAAAUUAUGAGGUACUCGAUUUGGUGAAGGUAUUCGGGAGGUUAGCUGAGCAUGGGAAGUACGAGUCCCUCAACAUUGCCGUUGAUGUGGGCGUAGACGAACAGGAAACACUGAAUGACCCAGAUGGGAAAAAUCGUCAGACAAAAAGAAAUAACUCCUGGACAAAUAAACUUCUGUCCAUUUUUAAAUUUAAAAAUUUUUAUGAGCAUGACAAAAGAGCAUACUGGUACAGGCAUUUCUCACAGCAGGGGAAAAUGAAUUUUUCAGAUUUCAAAAAAUACUUAUUACUACUAAAAUUUAAAUGGCCGAAAGAUUCCCUCUUCCCAACGUACAAUAUCUUCUUGUUCGAAAAAGGGUUAAGUAAAAAUGUGGACUCCCCACUGAUACGAAGCAAAGUGGAAAAUUACAUACAGCGGCAAGAAAUUAACGAAAAUUUGCUGAAAGCUUGCUUUUUCUGCUUUUCAGAAGGAAAAGAAUACAUAACUGCGCAGGAUAUAUUAAAUACCUUUAUUGGGUGGAAAAGGAAAGGGGAUAAAAAUGAAAGGAAAGAGGGUAAUAACAAUUUCUUUUCCUUUUUUAAGAAAGCCAAGCCGGAGGAGGACUCCAUUGAUUGGUUCACCUUCAAAAAUAAAAUCGACGCAUGUACGAUUAGGAUGCACGAAGGGAUAAAGUAA